Molecule: messenger RNA, 1754 nt
Organism: Trichomycterus rosablanca
Lineage: Eukaryota; Metazoa; Chordata; Actinopteri; Siluriformes; Trichomycteridae
Product: lysophosphatidic acid receptor 6-like
Exons: 1
Coding region: 450-1472 (340 amino acids)
Biological process (GO): phospholipase C-activating G protein-coupled receptor signaling pathway; positive regulation of Rho protein signal transduction
Cellular component (GO): plasma membrane
Molecular function (GO): lysophosphatidic acid receptor activity
Source: RefSeq, a predicted model, not a curated record
UUUGAAUUGCAACUAUGUAUGAAAGGUGUGUACAAAUAAACUCGCCCUGCCCUGUAUUCACACUGAGCCAUGACAAAGUUCUACAUAUCUAAUCUAAUCCUCUCUUUCUCCUUCUUUGGAUGCCAGGGAGCCGUCAAAUGAGGACACACUGAAAGCACAAUGAACUGAAAUGGAAUGUAUUAUUUGAAAAGGUGCUUUUGUCUAGACGCCACAUCAAAAGAAGUAAGAAAGCGAGCUGAGACGGGUGUGGAUGAGAAUGAAAGUGCAAACCAGAAAGCAAACUCACAUCGAACCUUCAGAAAGAACUUUAACAUCCAAACCAGAAGAUCUGCUGGGAAGCGAGAUCAGAACGCGCGUGCAGAUUGUGGAUUAUAACCUGGACGAUAAAGCAAUGCGCACAAAAUCAAAUGGCUAGACGUCUUAUCUGUUGAAUUAUCCUCAAAGCAACGAUGAACAGCAGCACGAACUGCACGACCAACGAUGAGUUCAAGAACGUUCUAUACAACACGACCUUCAGCGUGGUCUUCGUGCUGGGACUGCUCCUCAACAUGGUGGCUCUGUACAUCUUCACCUGCACGCUGAAGCAGAGGAACGAGACCACCACGUACAUGCUGAACCUGGUGGUCUGCGACAGCCUUUUCGUGUUCAGUCUGCCUUUACGGAUCUUCUACUUCAUCAGUCGGAACUGGCCUUUCGGGCCGGUGCUCUGUAAAAUGUCCGUUAUGUUGUUUUACACCAACAUGUACGGCAGCGUCUUGUUCCUGACGUGCAUCAGCGCCGAUCGAUUUCUGGCCAUCGUUUAUCCGUUCGCUUCCCGCUCGUUACGGACUAAAAGAUACGCAAAAAUGGCCUCCGGCGCCAUCUGGCUGGUUGUGCUCUCGGUCAGUCUGUCGACUGUGGUUCAGCUUAAAACGUCCAGCCAGGACAACACCACUUACUGCUUCGAAAACUUCAACAGCAACCAGUGGAAGUCAACGUUAUCCAACGUAGUCAUAGUGAUCGAGACUCUGGGCUUCGUGAUCCCGCUGCUCAUCAACAUUUUCUGUUCCGUGAUGAUUUUGAGGACUUUACGGAACUUGAACGCUUUCAAAGGCGAAGGGCGAGUAAACAAGGCCAAGAUUCUGCGCAUGAUCGUGGUGCAUCUGCUCAUCUUCUGCUUUUGCUUCAUCCCAUAUAACGUCAACCUGAUCCUCUACACCCUGGUCCGAAGCGAAACGAUCACCAACUGCGCCCUGGUGAACGUGGUGAAGUGUAUUUACCCUGUAACACUAUGCAUUGCAGUAACUAACUGCUGCUUUGACCCGGUUGUCUAUUACUUCACCUCAGAAACUAUUCAGAAAUCUUUUAAGCGACGGUCUUCUUUUGUACAGACCACAACGAGGCUCUGCGAUGGUCCGGACAAAAAGACGUCAUCGCCAAAUAUUUCACAUACUACAAAAACUGCAUUCAGCUCUACUGACUGUUCGCUAUGAGGACCCGAAACUGGUAAUAAAAACAGGGAAAUAAAGCACAACAGCAAUAUAUCAGUUUAACAUGCUUCCACACUUAGUGUUUCCAUGUGAAUUCUGUUUUGUUCUGUCCUGCCACUGGUGUGUUUGCAAAUCACUGUUAUGCUUCAUUAAUUAUGCCAUUAAAGUACAGGACUGCUGACUAGAAGGUAACCAGGUCUUAUCCGAUCAUCAAGCUUUCACUGCUGAGCCCUUAACCCUCAAAAGAUUGUAAGUCAGCUGAAAUAAAAGCAUCUGCUAAAUGUA